Suhomyces tanzawaensis NRRL Y-17324 is the source of this 927-nucleotide messenger RNA. RefSeq lists its product as uncharacterized. Gene Ontology annotation, biological process: cell adhesion involved in single-species biofilm formation; cell adhesion involved in multi-species biofilm formation. The transcript is spliced from 2 exons. The record is from RefSeq and is a predicted model, not a curated record. NCBI's taxonomy places the organism in Eukaryota, Fungi, Ascomycota, Pichiomycetes, Serinales, Debaryomycetaceae. The coding region runs from base 1 to 927 and encodes 308 amino acids. Gene Ontology annotation, cellular component: fungal-type cell wall.
AUGAAGUUGCUGAGUAUUGUGACAUUUGCAGGAGCACUUGCUCUUGCGGCUGCUAAGCAAAUCGAAGGUGUUUUCACGAGCUUUGAUUCUAUUCAACUAAGUGCUAUACCAGAGGUUCAAUUCCCUACUCCUGCAACACCCAGUCAUUUGUUACAUUUUAGUUGGGAAAUGAAUUCCACUUUUGCUUCCCCUGGAGAUAAAUUCGUUCUUAGAAUGACUUGUGUCUAUUCAGUCACUCUGGGAAAAGAUACUUUCGAAUUGAUAGCCGAAGGCAAGACCUAUGCUAUAUGUUCAAUUACAAAUGCUGAACUGUCGGAUCGAAUCUCCCUCUUGGAUUGUACUGUAACUGAUGAGAUAAAUAACGGAGAUGUGGUGGAAGGUAGGGCAUUCAUUCCUGUCACUUUUAAUAUUGGAGGACGAGCCAGUCCUUUUGAUGAGGAGUGUGCGUUAAGAAUUAUACCAGGAUCUGUUCCAGUUGAUUCUCUUGCCUUCGGGACUGGUAAUCAUUCAAUCUCUACAGCCACUAAUUUCAUCGGGGUUCCAGAAUCUGGAAAUGACGCAUCUGACGUGAGUAGCAUUGUCCGGUAUGUCCCUUCGACUGAUAAUUUUGAUGGAUAUGCGGUAGGUCCGUCUCGUUGCCUUGUAGGUUCCACCUUCAACGAAUUCACCUUGAUGGUUCCUGGAGCCAACAUUGAUUGUGAUUCAGUUAAAGUGCAUGUUACUGACGCAUUCAACAUUUGGGGCCUCCCUGCAAUUCAUUAUGAAGAGGAGAUAUACUCCGAAUGCUCAUCCGAAAGAAUCUACGUCAGAACUGAGGCUACUUUGGGUAAAGGUGUUACUCCAUUUGUUGAAUAUAAAUUUACCAAACCCGGCACUGAUAUUAUCCAAACUAGUCUUGUCGCUCACACUGUUGGAUCAAGAGCUUGA